GCUGGAAGUCAUUUUGGAGGAUGUUUUGAGAUCGUGGUUAAAGCGUUCAAGAGAGCCUUCUAUGCCAUAUAUCAUCGAGCCGAUUUGACUUUCUCAGAGUUCCGUACGGCAGUUGCAGAAGUUGAAGCCCUUCUAAAUUCAAGACCAUUGAUGGAAUCGAAAUCUGAUGAUGUUCCUGUUCUAACACCUGCUCAUUUUCUAGUUGGUUUGGUUGGUGGACAUUCACUUUGUCCUCCCCUGGAGAAAAAGUUAACGCUUUAUGAAAGAUUCAAGUAUCUAAACACGACGUUAGAUCACUUUUGGAAGAGAUUUAUGAACGAGUUCUUACCCGAGUUACACCCUAGAAGAAAAUGGCGUCAAGAGACAAGAGAACCUUCUGUUGGAGAGUUGGUGGUUCUGGUUGACGAUCAAUUGCCGAGAGGACUUUGGAAAUUUGUGGUGAUAAAAGAAUUAAGCCGAGGACAAGAUGGACGAGUCAGACAAGUCUUCAUAAGAGAUUCUGAUGGUUCAGUAUUAAAAAGACCCGUUUCAAAAUUACUACCACUAGAUGUUGAACCACUCAACUAAACCUGGUUUGAAUCUUUUGAUUCAAGGCCGGAGAUGGGGUGGGAAAACAUGUCAGUCAUGAAUUGACAUCAAGCUUAUUGUUUCAACGUUAAAAAUAAAUGAAUAAGUGAAAAAUGAAUAAUACAUCCGAGUGGGCCUUUCUUACGUUACUUCAGUUUCAGAUCAUGGAAGACCUCAUCGACCUCCAUCCCAGCGAACACGAUAUGGAUUUCGGGGUGGAUACUAAUCUACCCGAUUUUUCGGAAGAGUUUCCUCCGACUCGUCAUCCACCGGCAGUCCGCGACCGGGAGGAAAUCGACGUGAAGAACAGUCCAUGGAAUGAUCGCUCCGAGAGGAGGAAGAUGGGUCUCAAAAUUCUUCCCGUAUUCACGAUGAAAGAAGCUAGAACGAUCAUGGAAAGAAUUCAUCAAUUUACACUAGACUUCCUUACUAUAACGGAGGAGGAAUUAAAAGGUCGUGUUUUAUGCAUCGGAAAAUAUGAUAAAAAAGAGGACAUUGAAGCUCAUCCGGUUUUCCAAAGUUUCAGGGACACGGUUGAAAAAACCGGCAUUCUGAUUGUCGAUACCGAAGGUCCCAGCCAAAGACGCUUGAAGAAUCAUCGAAUUCCACUUGAAGCCACAUCGUCAAUGGUCGAAGUUCUUCAACUGGGUGAUAUCCUUGGAAACGUGGUCAUAAUCCAGACACUUCAAGAUUGUCGAGAAGAACACACUGGAUGCAGAUGUUCAAUCCCCUGUCCCAAAAUUGGGAAGAAAUUCGGAAAAGAGGAUGGGAUAUACAAGUCGUUGUCCAAAAGACAAGGGAAAUCACAAGUCUUGGCAAAACCGAAGGAAUCUGAAGAUCCAUGGAUUCGGAGAUUUCCCAGAGUGCGUCAGGAACUGGUUGAAUUCGAAAUCGGUUUUCGUUGUCCAAAGUGAUGUUGCUUGUCAUUCUGGCACAUUUGGCGACAAAGAACGGAUUGAUGGACUUUUGGGGUCGGACUGCAAUUCCUGGGUUGAACUCUAUAAUAUCCAUGCUAUGUUCUUUGGUGCGAGUUCCGGGAGUUGUAGUCAUUGCCAAAAGGAAAUCAAUCCCGAAGAACACCGAAAUCACGUGAUAGACACUCAUGGAUUAUCCAAAUAUUUGGAGGGACGGAAGUUUGGAAAUGGGACCUUAUUCUAACUGUUCAAACUCAUCAAUCCAUCGUUACAAUUAGCGAGUUGUUCAAGGAAAAACGGCUCAAAAAUAAAGGUUUUUGAUGCUUCAAGAGAAGAUCCAUUCUCACGAUGGCCAAGGGAAUUGGUCAAAUAUGAUGCGGGGGAUAUUUUGAUCGUUGCCCUAACAUUGUGGAGUGUGACACUGGACUUGAUGGCACUCCAAAAUCUCUCUGAGGAUGCGAGCGUGCUUGAAUAUAUGAGAUAUGUUCUUCACAUUCUCAAAGUAGAGCCGUCCCUUACCGUAGCCGCUGCCAAGGACCGUGUAUGGCCGUUCAAACCGUUCCGGAGCAAUAAUGUUCCUGGAGCACACAACAUUCCAACGCGGUUCCAUGUGGAGAAUUACAAUCCCCUCGAAUUGGCUAAAGCAACUAGGGCCUCACCACCCAAGAGAGUAACGCCGCAGAAUGUCAUUGCUAUUUUGAAUGAUGGAAACAAUUUCAGAAUGCCUUACUCUCAAUCAAAGUGCUUCCUCGCAGAUUGCAAGAAGACCCCGGGUCAAUUUACGUCUACAUUGGUCCCGGGAACGUCACUACGUGUCAUCAAGCGCGACCCCGGUAAAGAGAGAGACCCGGACUUUUUUGGGGUGUGUGGUAGAUGUGGCAGUUCGGAACAUGUCAGAGCUUGUUGUGAUGUUGACGAAAAUGAUCUCGAUUGUCUCUACCCUCUGUGUCCUUUGAAAAGAAAUCACCAGACGAAGACUUGCCGUACUCUUCAUCACGUGUGCUCUUUGUGUGGGAGGCGGGGUCAUCAAGGAAUUCACCACGAAUCAUUUACGCCUAUCGAAUUGAAGAAUUUCUUCGAUUAUUUUUCGCCUUGGGGAUUCUACACAUGCCUACCGAUUUUGAAUGGAGUGGAAGGUUUCCCCAGUAAAGACGCUGAUUUUCGGUUUGGUUAUUUUCGCGUUUCCAAGAUGCAUAAUUACGGUCCAAUGAAUGCUCAUGUCACUUGGACUCGGCCAACGUCUGGUCGAAGGAGGCGCUGUUCCGAUGCUUUGGUGAAGUCCGACGGACUUCAGGCCGGAGAUAAUGUGGUGGAAACUCGUCGGAAAAGAGGGCGAGAGUGAGGAAUCCUCGUGAGAAGAUCAUUAUGAAGAAACGAGCCCCAAUGAUGAGUAAAAGAAAUACAGUUACAUUUUUCACCUUCUAGAAUAAAGAGUUCGUGAAAGAUA
This is a messenger RNA of Tigriopus californicus, 2928 nucleotides long. RefSeq lists its product as uncharacterized. The coding region runs from base 1912 to 2823 and encodes 303 amino acids. NCBI's taxonomy places the organism in Eukaryota, Metazoa, Arthropoda, Copepoda, Harpacticoida, Harpacticidae. The record is from RefSeq and is a predicted model, not a curated record. The transcript is spliced from 2 exons.